Molecule: messenger RNA, 2276 nt
Organism: Xiphophorus couchianus (Monterrey platyfish)
Lineage: Eukaryota; Metazoa; Chordata; Actinopteri; Cyprinodontiformes; Poeciliidae
Gene: sirt2
Product: sirtuin 2 (silent mating type information regulation 2, homolog) 2 (S. cerevisiae)
Exons: 16
Coding region: 151-1347 (398 amino acids)
Cellular component (GO): nucleus
Molecular function (GO): NAD+ binding; transcription factor binding; histone deacetylase activity, NAD-dependent
Source: RefSeq, a predicted model, not a curated record
CGCCGACGUAAUUUUCCGACGGACAAUAAGAAAUGGGAACAGCUGGGUACAUUUAAAGCGUCGGGUUCCUGUAUAUUUUCUCCGAUUUUAGCGAUUUUUAUUGGAUUUAAACCAAAACAGUGUCGUGUUGGAGUCCUAGCAGGCGGAUAAAUGUCUGAACCAUCAGAGUUCCCCAAAAAAGAAGAACAAGGGGAGGAGGCCACCGCUGAACCCGAGGAUCAAUCAGACACCAGCAGUGAAGACGAAGCUGCAGGAGAAGCAGAGAUGGACGUCUUGCGCGGCCUCUUCUCCAAUGUGCUGGGGUUGGGCUCUUCAGAGAAAGUUCUGGAUGAGUUGUCUCUGGAGAGCGUGGCGCGCUACAUAAACAGCGGCAAAUGUAAAAACAUAAUUUGCAUGGUUGGAGCAGGAAUAUCAACAUCUGCUGGGAUCCCGGAUUUUCGCUCUCCAGAAACCGGUCUCUAUGCAAACCUGCAAAAGUACAACCUGCCUUACCCGGAGGCCAUCUUCCAGAUCGAUUACUUUAAGAAUCAUCCAGAACCAUUCUUUGCUUUGGCCAGGGAGCUGUACCCAGGACAGUUUAAGCCCACAAUCUGCCACUACUUCAUAAAGAUGCUGAAGGACAAGGGGGUUCUGAGACGAUGCUACACGCAGAACAUCGACACCCUGGAGCGAGUCGCAGGGAUAAAAGGAGACGAUCUGAUCGAAGCACAUGGAACAUUCUACACCUCUCACUGUGUCAAAUUGCUCUGCAAAAAGGAGUACGACCUGGACUGGAUGAAAGAAAAAAUCUUCUCUGACGAGAUUCCAAAGUGUGAAAAAUGCAGCAGUUUGGUCAAACCAGAUAUAGUAUUUUUUGGAGAGAGCCUGCCAACCCGUUUCUUCACUACCAUGAAGAUGGAUUUUCCUCUAUGCGAUCUCCUCAUAGUCAUGGGCACAUCUCUGCAGGUUCAACCGUUUGCAAGUUUAAUCGGCAGGGUUUCAAAAAGUUGCCCCAGGUUGCUCAUUAACAUGGAGAAAACAGGACAGGCAGAUCCUAUUUUGGGGUUGCUUGGCUUUGGAGGAGGGAUGGACUUUGACUCAGAAAAUGCGUACAGAGACGUAGCUCAGAUCAGUACGUGUGAUGACGGCUGCUUAGCUCUCGCUGACUUGCUGGGUUGGAAGGCGGAGCUGGAAGAGCUUGUGAAGAACGAGCAUGCCAGGAUCGACAGUGAGGACAAGCAGGAAAAUCCCGGAGGAAGCGAAGGAGCUGCAGUCAAAGGAGCUGCAGUCAAAGGAGCUGCAGCCAAAGGCGCUGCAGCCAAAGGAGCUCCGGCUUCAGCUGAACCAAAAUCCAAAGCAGAGGAGUGACCUGUGUUUAAUUAACAAAACAAAAGCAAUGACACAGUUUAUAGCUUUACCAGAGGUUAAUACUGUAUAUGAGGGUUUGAUUUUUGGAAAUUAAGGGUUUGAUGUUCAGAAACAUCAGCUCUGUUGGGUUUCUCUGAUUGUAUAUUCUCAGAUCUGAGGAUGGUUCUUUCACAUAAUUAUACUUUUGUUUAUGUCAGUCAUUUUGCACUUUACUAACUUCUCUAUAUUUUCCACAAGCUUCUAUUUGUCCCAGCUGAAGAUAACAUUUUCCCUCUGAUUGAUUUAAUUUCGUUGUAUGUAGAUUUUAGCCCCAUGCGUUCCUUCUAAGCAUAAUCGACUCUUAAUGAUUGAUGUGUGCUGAUGAGCUGCAUUUUAAUGAGAACCGGAUGUGGAUUUGAGAUAACGAUGUUCUGUUAGGUGGCCUAACAUUCCCUCCCCCCAAGCUAAAAGCAGUUCAUCUGAUAAAGCUGUCACAAUGUUUCCGUCAGCUAAUUAACUUCCUGGUUGGUAAAAAUGUUGAUACAUUUGAUAGACAGUUUACUAGAACCAUCACUGGUUUUUACUUUUGUUCAACUUUUAGUCAUUUUAUUUUAAUUGUUUAGUCAUUUAAGCAAAACUAUGAGACAAAUAAUAUUUUUGUGUAAUGUUCAUCUUGGAACAGCAGAAAGAAUUGGAAGCAGUCACUUUUCAGUCGAGCUCUUUACUAGUUUAGUUUUAAUAGCCAAUAAAUUUAGAUUCAAAGCAACAUAAAGAGGAAAAAAACAGACGUGAUUCGUACGGAAAAAAAGCUGAAUGAAAGAUCUCUGAGAGCAUGAAGCAUUGUUUAAAAAAAAAAAAAAAAUACUCACCUGGACUUAAAUAUGUUGACAUGUACUAAUUCCAACAAACAGUGCAAAUUCCUGCAAUAAAUGUUUCCUUUGUUAAACUAA